Messenger RNA from Alternaria novae-zelandiae, 876 nucleotides. RefSeq lists its product as uncharacterized. The record is from RefSeq and is a predicted model, not a curated record. The coding region runs from base 1 to 876 and encodes 291 amino acids. The transcript is spliced from 2 exons. NCBI's taxonomy places the organism in Eukaryota, Fungi, Ascomycota, Dothideomycetes, Pleosporales, Pleosporaceae. Gene Ontology annotation, biological process: vacuolar proton-transporting V-type ATPase complex assembly. Gene Ontology annotation, cellular component: endoplasmic reticulum membrane.
AUGCAUCACGCCGCUCCGUCAGUCCACUCUGGCGUUGGUACACGGCCAAAACGCUUUCGCAUAUCAAUUACCUACACAACUUCCAAGUCGCAUCGCCUAACGCCGCACCUGUCCACUUGGCUAGGCAGCCGUAUCGUGGGGCCGUACAAGUACUUCGAAUACGAACGACGAUAUCUGCAAGCACCGACGAACGCACGCCUAACACUCAAUCGACGAGCGGAAAAACAACUGCACAGUAUGGCAGCCUUCUUCGAACAGCUAUGGGAGUCCAUCUUCAUCGCGGGGCCGACGCCCACGCUCCUUAUCGCAACAAACGCCUCGUUCGCUGCGCUCCAGGUUCUUCUGUUCGUCAUGCUCAUUGCGACGUACAGCAUACACUUCGUCAUCCUCUCCCUGUUAUGCGGAGGUCUCUGGUGGUCGAUAAACUGGUUCGCGACGGAGCUCAAGGCUGCGCAAGCCAAGGAGGAGGAAGCAAAGCGUAUCCGAGAAGCUAGAAGGGGCGGAAAAGAGAAGGGAGGUGCAGGCGACGACGGAGACGGCAUGGACACAGGCGACGAUACGGAGGUGGAUACCGAGGUCGAGCAAACGCAAACUAUGAAGCCCAAGUCGAGCCAGCCUCGUGCGCCCCGCCCCGAGACACAAAGCACGGUGUUUGUGGAGAGACCGGGUGGAAGUGAGACAGAGAACCCAACACAGGCUGCUGCUUCUGUCGGUAGUGGAGGUCCUACUACUGCGAGUACUACAGGAGCGGCGACGAGUCUUGCGGCACCGGUAGACGAAGCACUGAAGAGAAGGAAGGGCAUGGGUGAAUCAACAGGUGAUCUAUCUACCGAUAGCGAAUGGGACAAGCUAUCGGAGGACUCAGAGGACAAGUGA